AUGCUAGAUGAUUAUGGUGUUUCAAUGGGGUACCAACAAGCUUGGAGAGCAAGAGAAAAAGCUUUAGAAUUGGCAAGGGGAAACCAAGAUGAUUCAUACCAAAAGCUUCCCAUCUACCUUCACAUGCUAAAAGUCUCGAACCUAGGUACAAUAACGCACCUGGUUACAGACAAUAAAGAUAACUUCAAAUAUAUGUACCUAACAUUUGCAAAUUCCAUCAAAGGAUGGAAACACUGUAGGCCAGUCAUUGUGAUAGAUGGAACUUACUUGAAGACAUCAUUUGGGGGAACUUUAUUCACUGCUUCAACAAUGGAUGCUAACAACAACAUAUUUCCAUUAGCCUUUGGAAUAGGUGACUCUGAAAAUAAUUCAUCAUGGUUAUGGUUUUUCACAAAGCUAAAGGAGACAUAUGGAGAAAGAGAAGGUAUAACAAUCAUUUCAGACAGGCACAAAAGCAUAGAAAAUGUUGUAGACAAUGUAUACCCAAAAGCUUUCCAUGGAGCAUGCAUAUUCCACCUGCUAAACAACAUCAGAGUCAAUUUAGGUGUACAUGGGGAGGACCUAAACCUAAACUUUGUCAAAGCAGCAAAGGCAUACAGGGUACAAUCAUUUGAGCACUACAUGCAUGAAAUAGACAAGAUUGACACUCGCAUAAGACCAUAUUUACAAAAAAUUGGAUAUUGCACUUGGUCUAGAUGCCAAGCUCCAACAAGAAGAUAUACAAUGAUGACAUCAAAUAUAGCCGAAUCAAUAAAUGCUGCAUUGAAAACUGCAAGAACGCUGCCAAUCACUACAAUGAUGGAAGGCCUUCGAAGUUUAGUUCAAAAAUGGGUAUGGAAAAAUGGUAACGAAGAAAACAGAACAUUCACACAAGUAACAACAGAUACUGAAAUUGUGCUUAGAGAAAACUUUAUUCGAGCCAUUAAAUUUCAGGUCUUCCCAGUAAACACUAUACUGUACCAAGUUGUGGUUGAAGACAAAUGA
This is a messenger RNA of Humulus lupulus (European hop), 984 nucleotides long. RefSeq lists its product as uncharacterized. The coding region runs from base 1 to 984 and encodes 327 amino acids. The transcript has 3 exons. The record is from RefSeq and is a predicted model, not a curated record. NCBI's taxonomy places the organism in Eukaryota, Viridiplantae, Streptophyta, Magnoliopsida, Rosales, Cannabaceae.